AUGAGUCUGGCUCUCAUGACGCUCGCGUACGCGGUCGUUGCUGUGCCGGCAAGUACCCCGUCCGCGGAUCCAUCUGGAACGAUCACGGAUACCGUCAUUCCGGCAACAUUCACCGCGACGCGGAAGUACUUUGUGCUCACCGACGAACACCCUGGAAUGGUCGAAGUAACGUCCACCGUAACUUGGACCGUGACGGCGCUCCCAUCUUCUACGGGUGCUUGA
This is a messenger RNA of Punctularia strigosozonata HHB-11173 SS5, 222 nucleotides long. RefSeq lists its product as uncharacterized. The transcript is spliced from 2 exons. NCBI's taxonomy places the organism in Eukaryota, Fungi, Basidiomycota, Agaricomycetes, Corticiales, Punctulariaceae. Bases 1 to 222 code for a protein of 73 amino acids. The record is from RefSeq and is a predicted model, not a curated record.